Aureobasidium melanogenum CBS 110374 is the source of this 2382-nucleotide messenger RNA. RefSeq lists its product as uncharacterized. The record is from RefSeq and is a predicted model, not a curated record. The transcript has a single exon. Lineage: Eukaryota; Fungi; Ascomycota; Dothideomycetes; Dothideales; Saccotheciaceae. The coding region runs from base 1 to 2382 and encodes 793 amino acids.
AUGUCGCACUACGAUGAGGCUUCCAACUUUUCUGACCUCAGCUCUCUCGAUGGCUCGGACGAAUUUGGGCGCAAGCUUCUUCAGCAUACCAAAGACGCUCAGCGCAUUUCAGCCCUGACCCAGUCGCACGCCUUUAGCAAAGCAAAGCCCCUGCCACGCGCCGCCUUGAGUCUCGACAACCUCGAGCGCAACAACGCCUACAGCCCUUCUUCAUACCAAUCUGACCACCAUCCAGCUAGCCUCUCCGGCAGUACCGCCUCAGAUCCGCCAUUGAACCCACCACGAGCAUGGGGAAGGAAAGGGAGACCAAACCACACUUGGAUGCGUCACAUCCACGACGACCCCCAGUCCAACAUACAAUCGAGUCCCAAUAUCGACUGGGCAGAUGCUGCGAACGACUCCCUGUACUCGUCCGCCCGUCUCUCUCCACCGCAAAGACGCGCCCGCACCCUUUCAAAGCAGGCUAUAGUUGAACAGCACGACAGUUACGUCGACCAGUGGGAGCCAGAUCAAGACUUUAGUGCCGCCUCGCUACUCGUUUCCACACCCGCCGUACCCUCGCGCUCUCGUGUGACCAUCGAUCAGAUCCGCGAACGCGAGGUUCAGACGUACCAAGCUCGCGCUUCUUCAUCUGCUCGCCGCCAACUAAGACAACAGUCGACAAAUGAGACAGUAUCGCAUACACACCCAGACACUUAUGCAGAGCCCGUCUCAUCUCAGGCUCUCAAGCCAAAUCUUACUCAAAAAGAAAAUAUACCCCUGGCACCGCGGCAGUCAGCUCGCUCCCUGUACAAAACUGUCGAGACCACCCAAGAUAUGCCUACGACCACUCCACGACCUGCACAGCGAAAAGCAGACUCUCUGGCAUUGCUUAAAAGGCUUUCAAGGACUCCAAGCGCUUCGCCCUCCCCUACCGCAGCCAAAGAUACUAUGCCUGUAAAUAAUCCUCCCCAGCAGAACACUGCAUGGUCAGACAAGUACCCAAAACAGAAUACUCGGUCACUGUUCCGAGGAGACUCGCAGCAGGCUCCCGAGGUCAUCAAAGGUCCCGAGGUGGUUUAUAUUGAGCAGGGUGAUUCAUCACAAGCACCUGAAGUUGUGGAAAUUCCAGAAUCUGCACCUUCGGAACCCUUGGUGACCCCUUCAAGGCCGAUUGAACGACAGCUGCCUGCGAAGACUCCUGUGGUGAUGGGCGCCUGGAUUGACACACCACAGACUGCUCGUCAGUCGAACACCCCAGCGACGUCUCAAUUCGAUCGUCGAAACACAGAAUCCAGCCAGCCAAUUCCUGAAAAUCCACAACAACGCUCAAUCAGUGAACCGAAUCUGCCCACCUCGGCGUUAGACGCUGUACUUCAAGAUUUCCGCAAUGGCAAGCGGCGAGAAGAUGAUGAUCCCACGCUUGGUGAUUCUACCAUUGCCAGCCUGGAGGGCGUCAUGGCCCCACCUGCCGACAAUACUUUGAAACUCGAUCUCCCUGAUGUACCUUCAGCUCAAAUCCCACUUUCGAACGCAAGCCAGAAGCAGGAUAUAGCUCAAGCGGAGACUGCGAAGAAAAGACAAGAUUCUGAACCUGAUUCGAAAGACAACAUGCCGGCUUUGCAGAAAGACGCGGAAGUACGGCGGAGAUGGUCCGUCCUAGGAAGUUCAAACAAACAACCGAGUGGCACAAGUGCCCACUCCGAAGAGAAACCACAGAACAAGGACGAUCGUGCCUUGGACGCAGCAAUUGCAUCGGCUUCCAGAGGAUCUACAUCCCGACCGAGCGAUAGCAAGAGUGCACAUCAGCAUGCACAAUGCAUACAAUGUGGACAGCCAGCCAGUGUGCUUCGCGCUGCAUGGAAUGAGUAUUGGGGCUGGUUCUUCCGUCGCGAUGCUCGAGCUCCGCUAGGCCUCCGAUUGACUUGGCUCGGACUAGCAUGCACGAUAUUCUGGACAUGGCUCGUAAUCGAGUGGAUACUCAGUUCCAUUUUGAGUCCUCCCAGAUACGCGACUAAGAUGCGUGGAUUUGGUGUAGACCCACACGCGCCGCGUUUUCCUUAUGUUCUACCAACUGUGGCAUCACGGCCCUUGACUCCGUUGAUAUCCCCGCUUGUGUCUUCAGCUGCGUGGUUGUGGAGAAUUGUCUGGGGGCAGCAAAAGUACAUGUACUACCCUGCUAGUCCUGGUGCUUGGGGCUCGGCUGCGAAAGUCAAGAUUGGGCCUCCUGGUCCACGAUCGGCGUACUAUACCAGCAGCAACAUAGCAGACGAUGUGCGAUGGGCGGACCAAGAGACUACGGGGCAUGCAUGGCAGACCAAGGAUGAAACACAGCGAAAUACUUGGAGCACCUGGGAAACAAAUGGCGAUGGGAGCAUGCUUGAUGAUGAGCUUAUCAUUUGA